Molecule: messenger RNA, 2346 nt
Organism: Malus domestica (apple)
Lineage: Eukaryota; Viridiplantae; Streptophyta; Magnoliopsida; Rosales; Rosaceae
Product: serine/threonine-protein kinase D6PK
Biological process (GO): protein phosphorylation
Cellular component (GO): nucleus; cytoplasm; plasma membrane
Molecular function (GO): ATP binding; protein serine/threonine kinase activity
Source: RefSeq, a predicted model, not a curated record
CUUACGUUCUCCUUCUCCUGCCACAUUUAGCUGUCAAGAAUAUCCAAUGGUAUCCACACUGCAUCCUCUGCAUCAAUUGCACUUUGCAAAUUUGCUAUUCACCAUCUACUCAAUUCUGGAUACAGUACACUGAAACUGUUCAUAAUCCGUCACAAGAUAAACUUCUAUAUAUCAAAAUGUCACCGCGACGAUAUUUCAAGUUAAUCACGAACAACCCACCAACCCAAACUUGAGACCUGAUGUGGGUUUAUCACAUGGCACCAAACACUCAAACCAGAGGGGGAAGGCAAUAACGGUAUUGGCUGAGGAGGUGUAUAAUAUACAUUUGCACUUUUGGUUUCAUUAGAAAAAUCUGAGAGGCUUUUGUCGUCCUCGUAAACAGGGAUUCUCUGUUUCCUUCUCUCUCUCUCUCUCUCUCUCGGUGUUGUGUUUUGUCUCCAAGCUGUAACAUUUUCUGGGGCAGAGAGUAAGAAAAUGGACAUUGGUUAUCUCACCCCGUUCUUCCCACACUCACGCUCUGAUUUCAAAUUUGAAUACCGUUUUUAUACACUCUGUUUUGGGUCCCUACGCUCAGCUCCCUUCUUCGCGCCCGCAUCUCUCUCGUCCUCCCUUUGACCACCUCGGUCACCCCCCCAUCCGUCCCCCACCCCACCACCAACACCCAUUUUUAACCCCAGUUUUUUUCUCUCUGACAUUUCAUCGAACACUUCAUCCGCAACCUCUCAACCAUGGACAAACCACCCCACUCCGCCGAAUCCCACGACGGCGAAUCCGUCGUCAGCAGCCUCCAAGAUCUCAGCUUCAGCAUCAGCAUGUGUAGCAGCACCGUUUCUGGCUCCGACAGCACCAAGGUCAGCAGCAAUGGCACUCCGGAAGCAAACAAGAACGCCGAAAAUGCCGAUUGCGAAGACGAAAGUUACAAAAGCAGCUUAACCCACUUGGGAAAUUCCAACCGGUCCGACCCGAACGAGGGCAGCUUCCGGAGUUUCUGCCCGUCGAAGCCGCACAAAGGCAACGACGCGCGGUGGGACGCGAUACAAUCAGUGAAAUCCAAAGACGGAGACUUGGGACUCGGCCAUUUCCGGCUGCUGAAGAAGCUCGGCUGCGGCGACAUCGGAAGCGUCUACUUGGCGGAGCUGAGAGGGAUGGGUUGCUUCUUCGCCAUGAAAGUAAUGGACAGAGGAAUGUUGGCGGGAAGGAAGAAGCUGAUCAGAGCUCAGACGGAAAGAGACAUAUUACGGUUGCUGGACCAUCCGUUUCUUCCGACCCUCUAUUCGAAUUUCGAGACCGAUAAGUUUUCUUGCUUGUUAAUGGAGUUUUGCUGCGGCGGCGAUCUGCAUACGCUGCGGCAGCGCCAGCCCGGGAAGCAUUUUACUGAACAAGCAGCGAGGUUUUAUGCUUCAGAAGUGCUUCUCGCCCUCGAGUAUCUCCACAUGAUGGGCGUGGUGUACAGGGACUUAAAACCCGAAAACGUACUAGUGAGGGAGGACGGCCAUAUCAUGCUUUCCGACUUCGAUUUAUCGUUGAGAUGUUACGUGAGUCCGACUCUUGUUCAGUCCAGCGACGAUCCGUCUUGUAGAAUAUCUGCGUACUGCAUUCAGCCAGCAUGCAUUGAUCCCUCGUGCAAAUUGCCGGUUUGUGUUCAACCUGCUUGUUUGCAACCCUCUUGCUUUAAGCCUCGGUUUCUUAGCUCCAAAUCAACCAAGGAGAAAACCGAAAGAGUAGGAUUUGGAAAUUCAGAUUCGUUGCCUGUACUUAUUGCUGAGCCAACGAGUGCGCGCUCUAUGUCAUUCGUUGGGACACACGAGUAUUUAGCUCCCGAAAUAAUCAGAGGUGACGGUCAUGGUAGCGCGGUUGAUUGGUGGACUUUCGGUAUCUUCUUGUAUGAGCUGCUGCAUGGGAAGACGCCAUUCAAAGGGAAUGGUAACCGGGAGACAUUGUUCAACGUGGUCGGUCAGUCUCUUGAGUUUCCGGAUGGAUUCAACGUUAGUUUCGCUGCGAAGGAUUUGAUCCGGGGCUUACUUGUGAAGAACCCUCAAAAGAGACUUGGAUUUAAACGUGGUGCCACAGAAAUUAAACAGCACCCCUUCUUUGCAAGCGUAAAUUGGGCUCUCAUCCGCGGCACGCGCCCGCCGGAGAUUCCAAAACCGUUUGAUCUUGCGACUCUAAGUCACACAUUCAAGUCCGCAGUGCCUCAAAACAACAAGGUGGCUACCGAAUCGAAUCGAUCAUCGGGUCCAUACUUAGAUUUUGAAUUUUUCUGAUGAAUUUUGAUGGGACGAGAAAAAAGGAUUGUAGCAUUUUUCUUGCGACAUUAUUCAUGUUCUCAAUGAAAUAUUUUCUUCA